UACGCCCUUGUUCCGUGUUUAACUUAACUAUCACUCACUACCAAAUUCCCCUCUGUAAUUCCCUUUUCAAAAUCUCUACCUCCAGAUUUAUCAAAUUCAAUAAAAACUGCACGAUUAUUGUAUAUUAUUAAUGAAUUAAACAAAUCGUUGAAAGGAACGGCUUCCCACAAAGCGGAUAAAUCAACUGAAUUUAACUCUCUCUGUCCUUCGACAUUUUAUUUCAUAAUCUGAUCGCACUUUCUUCUCGCAGCAGACGCUGCCGACAGAUUUUCAGUAGAAAGGAAGGUAGGUUUUUUAACUUCUCUGAAGCGCGAUCCAGGAAAGAAGAAAAUGGUGAUGGAAAGGGGCGCGAGUUCGAACAAUUGUGGGGAGAAUUCGCCUCUUCUGCCUGCAUACAGACACAAGAGGGAAGAAUUGCUUUCAUCGACGUGGAAAUCUUUCGGGAAUAUAUUGAUCGCCAUAGUGGGUGCAGGUGUUCUUGGAUUGCCCUACACUUUCAAGACAACGGGAUGGCUUACAGGAAUUAUAAUGCUAGGAAUUGUGGCGGCGCUAACAUAUUAUUGCAUGAUGCUGCUGGUCUGGACGAAGAGGAAGCUAGAAAAUGAUGGCUGUGUAAAAAUGGGCAGCUUUGGCGAUGUGGCCUUCACUAUAAGCGGCUCCAAUGGCAAGCUUAUGGUGGAUUUCAUGAUAGUCCUCAGCCAGGCAGGGUUUUGUGUAAGUUACCUCAUUUUCAUCGGUAACAGUCUUUCUUCUAUUUUAUCGAAGCCGGAGCCGAUGAUGAAUUAUAACUAUUUGCAUUUUCCCAGUCCAAGCUCAAAUAAGUUCCUCCUGGGGGAGUACAAGAUAUUGGGCAUUGCUGCAAAGACGCUCUUUAUUUGGAUAGUGUUUCCUUUUCAAAUUGGACUUAAUGCGAUUAGAACCCUCACCCAUUUGGCCCCUUUGAGUAUUUUUGCCGAUGUGGUGGACAUUGCAGCAAUGGUGGUUGUGAUGGUGGACGACUUGGUGACCUAUUUGAAUAAUAGACCUGAUUUGCAGGCUUUUACAAGUUUAAGCGUCAUUCCUUACGGCAUCGGAGUGGCUAUCUAUGCCUUUGAAGGAAUUGGCAUGGUGUUGCCCCUUGAGGUGGUGGCAGAUAAGAAGCAUAAAUUUGGUGGAAUCUUGGGUCUGGCUAUUCUUCUCAUCACGCUGACUUAUGGAUGUUUUGGCACGUUGGGAUACUUUGCAUUUGGAGCAGAGACAAGAGACAUCAUUACGCUGAAUUUGGGGAAGAAUUUGAUGACUGAUAUGGUGCAGCUGGCUCUGUGUAUUAAUUUGUUCUUUACAUUUCCUUUGAUGAUGACUCCUGUACACGAGGUCAUGGAGAGCAGAUUCAAUAAAGGCGAGUAUUCACUUCUUCUAAGGUCUCUGUCUGUGCUCUGUACUACAUUAGUUGCCAUGCUGGUACCUAAUUUCGCAGAUUUUCUGUCUCUGGUGGGUAGCAGUGUUUGCUGUGCUCUUGGUUUUGUAUUUCCUGCUAUCUUUCACAUGAUUGCUUGUAGGAGGGAUUGCCCUAAGAUUCAGUUGCUUGCAGAUGCUUUGAUCAUUUGUUUUGGUACUGUUUUUGCUGUCCUGGGGACUACUUCCUCUGUCAAAAAUAUAUUGAGCCCAGUGGUUCAGAAUUGACAUGAUACUAACCCUACAUCAAGUGUUUAUGUGGCGAUUGAUUAGUUUGGGGUAUGCAUAGAUGAUACCUGGGGCCCAACAGCAUCAUGCUCUUCCAAUUGUUUCAUAUGUUAUCAUCUUCCUAGGAAGAGAUAGAGCAAGUAUUGAAGCAGGAAACCAUAAAGUGCUUGUACUUCACAGUAUCCGUGACUCCUUUAUUGCAAAUAAGCCUCACUUACAACAAGAAGGGCAAUGGAAGAAAUGUGUCCACGAACUCUAUAGUGUGCACGUUCUUUUCGUAGAUAUUGCAUUUAAUAAAAAGCUGAAUGUUGACGAUUGAA
Molecule: messenger RNA, 1982 nt
Organism: Cryptomeria japonica (Japanese cedar)
Lineage: Eukaryota; Viridiplantae; Streptophyta; Pinopsida; Cupressales; Cupressaceae
Product: amino acid transporter AVT3B
Exons: 1
Coding region: 331-1662 (443 amino acids)
Biological process (GO): amino acid transmembrane transport
Cellular component (GO): vacuolar membrane
Molecular function (GO): amino acid transmembrane transporter activity
Source: RefSeq, a predicted model, not a curated record